This is a messenger RNA of Calypte anna (Anna's hummingbird), 3016 nucleotides long. It is a transcript of the gene WIPF2, whose product is annotated as WAS/WASL interacting protein family member 2. Gene Ontology annotation, molecular function: actin binding. Lineage: Eukaryota; Metazoa; Chordata; Aves; Apodiformes; Trochilidae. The record is from RefSeq and is a predicted model, not a curated record.
CCGCGGGGCCGCGUUUCCGGGUGCGGCGGGAGGAGGCCGCGGGCGGGCGAAGGAAAGCUAAGGUGGCAAACCUGCCCCUCCCGGCUUAGCCGAAGAUGAGCUCUGCGCUUUGAUCUGGCGGCUGUCUCUGGCUGCCCCGAUUCAGGUCUUUCAAACCACUUUCCCUGCAAGCGCAGCGAGCAUAUGGAGCUCUCUGAGGCUCAGAUCUGGCGUGGUGAAAGGAUCCCUGGAAACGAAGAACAAAGGAGCAGGAACACAGAGAAGUCGGCUGUCGGAGCGGCAUUGUUUCCAAGGGCACGGUUUCCGUAAGGCAUACGCCAGACAUGACGGGGUGUAAUGAGUGACCAGGCUUGUCCCCAGCACUGAGCCACCGGAGCCGCCGGGAACUGGGCCAGGAUGCCAAUCCCUCCUCCCCCGCCGCCGCCUCCCGGCCCCCCGCCACCUCCCACCUUCAGCCAGGCAAACACAGAACCGCCAAAACUGAGCCGAGAGGAGCAGCGGGGCCGUGGAGCCCUCCUGCAGGACAUUUGUAAAGGGACCAAACUAAGGAAAGUGACACAAAUCAAUGACCGGAGUGCACCCAUCCUGGAGAAGCCCAAGGGCAGCGGCGGCAGCAGCUUCAGCUCCAACUCAGCUGCCAUCCAGCCCAAGGGUGGCCUCUUCCAAGGCGGCGUGCCCAAGCUGCGGCCCGUGGGAGCCAAGGACAGCUCAGACGGCUCCAGCAAGCAAACUCUGCAAGUCCCCGGCUCCAGAGCAGCCGCCCCCCGACCCCCUGUGCCGGCCAGCAACAGCCGACCUCAGGAUGAUGCUGACAACAGUCGGGCUUCUCCGCCGGAGCUGCCGCGCACGCAGAGGCCGUCCCUGCCGGACCUCUCCCGGCCCAACACCGCCGGUGGCACCGGCAUGAAGCACAGCUCCUCCGCCCCGCCGCCUCCCCCACCGGGCCGCCGUGCUGCAGCACCUCCCGCUCCUCCUCCGGCACACGGCGCCAAAAUCUCCUCCUACAACCGGGAGAAGCCCCUGCCACCCACCCCGGGACAGCGACUGCCCGGCAGCAGGGACGGACCCCCCGCCCCGCCAUCCAUCAAGCCCCCUCCCUCGCCAGUCAGUAUCCGAACGGGGUCGGGGGCUCAGGGCCAGUCCCUCGCCCCCCCGCCACCCCCUUAUCGGCAACCCCCCGGUGUCCCCAACGGCCCUUCCAGCCCCGUCAACGAGUCCGCCCCAGAGCUGCCACAGAGACACAACUCCUUGCACAGGAAGACCCCGGGCCCUCUGCGGGGUCUGGCACCGCAACCGCCCGCCUCAGCCUCCCCGUCUCUCCAGAGCAGUCGCCCCCCUCCACCGGCCCGAGACCCCCCCAGCCGGGGCGCAGCCCCACCGCCCCCUCCGCCGAUGCUGCGAAACGGGGGGCGUGAUGCCCCCCCACCUCCACCCCCCUACAGACUGCACGGCUCCACCGACCCCCCCAGCCGAGGGAAACCACCACCACCACCCACCAGGACACCGGCGGGGCCACCACCGCCACCUCCACCCGUGCGGAACGGGCACCGGGACUCCAUCUCCACUGUCAGAGCAUUCCUGGAUGACUUUGAAUCCAAAUACUCCUUUCACCCUGUCGAAGACUUCCCAGCCCCAGAGGAAUUUAAAUACUUCCAGAGAAUCUACCCCAGCAAAACAAACAGAGCUACACGUGGGGCCCCCCCUCUGCCCCCCAUUCCCAGGUGAAAGCAGGCUGCCCGGGUGGAUUGUUCCUGAGCAGAGCCGGAUCUCCUUCCCCUUCCUCCCGACGGACCCUCCCCACCUCCCUGCCCCCAGGAUCCUGCAUGAGAAUCUCCCAGUGGCUUUGGUUUUCUCAACCACGCCAAGACCCACGGACGCCCACAGCCCCACGCUCCCUUCCAGCCCCCCCACCUUCAUCUCUGCAGCUCCCUCCAGGACUCACUGACCUUCCCACCAACCCCAGAUGGGUCCUGUCCUCCUCCCUCGUCACAGAUCCCAGGUUGUGCUGGCACCGUGUGUGUUCUGGCAGCCUGGCACCAGGGCUCAGGGCAGCCACCGAGCCACGCGUGGCUGGACGUGGGGACCAGGGGGGGUUUGGUGCCCUGGUUUUUUGGGCCAGGGCUGAACAAGGGCUUGGAGAAGAGCCAGGCUGGGGCAGGGGAUGGACACUGCAGGAUCUCCGGGACAGGCUGGUGGAGCCUCGUUAGCCCAGCGUGGCUGAUUGCUUUUUUGCACAGGAUCCAGGGGAGGAGUGGAGGGGGCGUGUGGGACCAUUUAGGAGCCCCUGGAGGUGCUGGGCAGGGGCUGUGGGGGGCACCCCAGAACCACCACAGUCACUGGCUUCAUUGCAGCUCUGGGUGGAGCUGGGCCUGGCGGUGACAGCUCAGCUUUUAACACUAAAUUACCAAACUAGAGCGUUUUAACAGGAAGACACUAAUUGUCUGUGGGGGAAGCUGGGGGUGCCAUUAUGGGGGUGGGGGGCACGGCCCUGUGCUGGGGGGGGGUCCUGGCUGACAUUUUGCCUUACACACUGCCCUGCCUGGCUGUACUGGGCUGGCAUCUGUAUUUACUCACCAUACCGUGGGGGCUGGACAUUAACUGUAGUUACUGAUCAGUUUUAUACGUUGUAAAACGCUUGUACUGUGGGAGGAAGGUGGGUGCUGGGGAGGGGCUCAGUCCUCUUCCCCCAACGGUUUUGGGGUUUGUUUUGUGUUUUUUGGUUGGUUGUUUUUGGGUUUUUUUUCCCCAUUUUUUUUGUUUGUUUUUGUUUUGUUUUGUUUCGUUUUUAUACAAAGAGGGAAACUCCCUGUUGAGGCUGGAGGCAGCAAGAGAGACAUUGGGGGGGGGGGGUUCUCUGGAGGACAAGCCCACCCCCAGCGCUGCUGUUUCAUUUAAUUAAAGGUUAAAAAAAAAAAAAACAAAACAAAACGGUUCGCCCCGGGGGCCAGGGGCUGUUUAAGAGGGAACAGAAUCAAACUGAGGAGCUUGAAAUCACAUUUAAAUAAAAGUAAUAAAG